AUGACAACAAAAUCUAUGACGUCAUAUACGUAUAACGAUACCCUCAAAGUUUACUGCAAUGUAUAUCGGAACGGCAUUCGCAGUGCUGCCACUACUGGCAGUGCAUAUCGGAACGCACCCUUAGUGUCGGACCGAGGCACGUGUUUCACAUCUGAUUUGUUUACUGAGUUUUUAAAAGACGAAAACAUUCAGCAUGUUCUUAGCGCGGUGAGUACUUCAAGAGCCAACGGUCAGGUCGAACGCUUCAACAGAAUUCUAGCGCCAAUGUUGGCUAAGUUAAGUGAAGUCCCCUCUAAAUGGGAUCAAGUUUUAGUUGAUGUUGAAUAUUCUUUAAACAAUACAGUAUGUCGAGCGACUGGCGAUACUCCGUCACGAUUAUUAUUUGGAGUCGAUCAGAAAGGAAAGGUCAAUGAUUCGUUACGUAGCAUACUUGACUCAGAUGUGGAUCGCAACCUCGAAGAAAUCCGAGACCGAGCAGUUGAAAAAAACGAAAAGGUUCAAGCCCAGAAUGAAUGUCGAUAUAAUUUGCGGAGGAAAAGUGCACGUGAAUAUAAAGUAGGUGACUACGUCGAGAUUCGCAAUGUCGAAACCACACCCGGUAUAAAUAAGAAACUAAUACCGAAAUUUAAGGGACCAUAUGUCAUAAAAGCGGUUCUCGAUUACGAUCGAUAUAUUGUCACUGACAUUGAUGGAUUCCAGCUGACUCAGCGUCCAUACACGGGAAUUGUAGCGCCUGAUCAUAUGCGACCCUAUAUUCAUUAA
This is a messenger RNA of Cyphomyrmex costatus, 762 nucleotides long. RefSeq lists its product as uncharacterized. Bases 1 to 762 code for a protein of 253 amino acids. Gene Ontology annotation, molecular function: nucleic acid binding. The transcript has a single exon. NCBI's taxonomy places the organism in Eukaryota, Metazoa, Arthropoda, Insecta, Hymenoptera, Formicidae. Gene Ontology annotation, biological process: DNA integration. The record is from RefSeq and is a predicted model, not a curated record.